AUGGACAAACUUCUAGUGAAUCACCAUGCAGAGUUAGCCCCGGAACUACCUGCUGUGUCUGAACGAUGGUACUUACCUAUGUUCGCCGUACAUCACCCUAAGAAACCAGAAAGUGUACGCGUGGUGUUCGACUCUUCGGCUAAGUAUAAGGAUUCGUCGUUAAACUCUGCGCUAUUACAAGGCCCAGACAUACUGAACAACUUGCUUGGUAUAUUACUUCGCUUCCGGAAAGAGAAAGUUACCGCAACCAUGGACGUGGAGCACAUGUUUUAUAACUUCAAGGUGCCCGAAAAGCAACGUUGCUACUUGCGAUUUUUGUGGCACCAGAAUAACGACAUUGACCAGCCGCUUAUUGAAUAUCAAAUGACUAGACAUGUGUUUGGUAAUUCUACCUCACCUUCCAUCGCUAAUUAUGGAUUCCGAAAAAUUGUCGAGGGUGCGGAUAAGGAUGUACAAGACCUUAUCAAUGAAAAUUUCUAUGUAGACGAUGGAUUAGUGUCGUGUAAAACCGUGGACCAAACAGUUGACCUCGUGCUUCGAGCUCAGCAAACGCUGCAGGAUAGAGGGAGAGUAAGACUCCACAAGUUUGCCUCGAACAGUAGGCAUGUACUCAACGCUUUGGAUCAAGCUGAUUUAGCCAAGAAUCUGAAGGACUUAGACUUAGGAACUGCUGCACUUCCUACUCAGAGAAGUCUAGGACUUUUAUGGAAUAUUGAAAGUGACUCUUUCAUAUUUAGCGUGAAUCAGGUGGAAAAACCAUACACCAGACGUGGCCUGUUGUCAACCAUCAACAGUGUCUUUGAUCCUAUUGGAUUUGUACAACCUGUCGUUAUCGAGGGGAAAAUUCUUCUUCGCGAGAUGAUGUCCGUCACCAAGAAAACUGACUGGGAUGACCCAUUACCAGAGGCCUUACACGACAAAUGGGUCUCGUGGAUACAUUCAUUAGCCUGUCUCGAGGAGCUUCAUAUCCCUAGAAUGUACAGUGACAUUUCGUUUGAAGACGCCAUCCGCAGAGAAGUCUUGGUCUUUGCAGAUGCUUCAAAGAACGCAAUAGCUGCCUCAGCAUACCUCAAACUUUAUGAUGUCAAUAGAUCAACUAUCAGCUUCCUAAUGGGCAAGGCUAAGGUGGCACCCAAUCAUGGCCAUUCAAUCCCUCGAUUGGAAUUAUGUGCAGCGGUCCUCGCUACAGAAAUUGCAGAAAGCAUAGCAGAACAGUUGAGCAUUCACAAGGACAACUUUAGUUUCUUCACGGACAGCCAAGUGGUACUUGGAUAUAUCUCCAAUGAGUGUAGGAGAUUCUAUAUCUACGUAGGGAACAGAGUGAGCAGAAUCCGACUCUUUAGCCAACCAUCCCAGUGGCAUUAUAUUGCAUCAGAGCGUAAUCCUGCUGAUGUAGCGACCCGCGGUCUACAUGCAUCAAACCUGUCUGGCUCGUUAUGGCUCAACUGCCCAGAGGAUACCGUGGACGUUGUAUCAGAUAUAGGUUACGGUCUUGUUAAUCCAGAACAGGAUGUAGAAAUUCGUCCAGAAGUAACUUGCGCGUUGCAAUCUGUGGAAAUCAAGGAUAUUGCGAAACCUGGGGUUCCAUUUUCAGACUUCUUCUCUAGAUUUUCAUCAUGGAACAAGCUACUCCGUGUUAUUGCUCGUAUCAAGUUUUGGGCUUGUCGACAUCGCAAGGAUGGGCAUUGA
Messenger RNA from Ostrea edulis (European flat oyster), 1689 nucleotides. RefSeq lists its product as uncharacterized. The record is from RefSeq and is a predicted model, not a curated record. Lineage: Eukaryota; Metazoa; Mollusca; Bivalvia; Ostreida; Ostreidae. The transcript has a single exon. Bases 1 to 1689 code for a protein of 562 amino acids.